CAGCGUGCAGUGACGAGAGAAGACCGACGACCGUCCUGGACGAGAGCGGGCAUUAAAAAGCGCCGACUAAUAGAGGCAGGGGCUAAUAGAGCCGCCGGGCCUGUAUAAUUGGUUAGGCUAGAGAGAGGUUUUUUUUUGUCAAACAAAACGAAAAGCGAUAUGAUGAUACACGCUUGUCGCUUGCGCGCUUGCUGAGCUUCUUUCGGCAGCUUUCCCUUGGUGUUGGAUAUAUCCCCUUGGUCCAACCCUUGGCUAAGGCUUCGGUCCAACCGCGGCAAUGAUCGCUACUCUUCUGCUCCGAUUCGCUCAAGAGUGCGCGAGUUCAGUCGGCGAGCACCGUACUCGUGGUCCUCACUGACCACGCUGAUAAGUUGCGUGCCCGUCAUCGUCAUCGGGGCACAGCCGAUCAGGAUUGAAAUUCCCGUUCCGGCAAGAAGAGAUUCAGCGAGACAAUCGCGUGGCCCCGACCUCGAAGACCGACCUCCUCCUCACGGCCCGCUUCGGCAACGGAGCGGCAUCAAAACGUUCGUCGAGACGACGGGCAACAGCGAGACAUCAUCGCCGGCGAGAAUCAUCGUCGAGAGGUUUCCGCAUCAUGAUGAGGGCCUAGCGUCCGACACCGUGGGUCGUCAACGACGGGCGUGCAAAAAGGGACGACGGCGUGCCGGCGGAAGCCCGGAUAGUAGGAGGAGGAGGAAGAGGAGGCACCCGACAACAUGGCCGCCGCCUGUUACGAGAAGGAAGUGGUGGUAGGUGCCGCCAUUCACCACGGACACGGACACCACCGUCACCACCAUCACCAUCACCAUCAUCAUCACCAUCAUCAAAAUAGCGGAGUCGUCGCGUCGUCCGGCGUCGGCGUCGGUGUGACUGGGCAAACAGUACUGCCGGCGACAUCCACCGGUCUCGACGACGCUGCCGUCAUCGCCGCCGCAGCUGCUGCCGCCGCCGCCGCCGCCUCCAGCAACUCGUCAUCAUCGGUGAACGCCGCAAGUGUCAACGGCAACGUUGUCAACGUCAGCGCGACGGUGACAGCGAGCAGCUCCGCGACCGCGGCCGCGGCUGCGGCCGCUGCUGCUGCCACCGCCACUGGCGCGUCCAGCGCUGUGGUGAUCAAUGGUUACAAGGUGCAGGAAUACAAGGACUACUCGCAGCCGCUCCACGUGGAUUGUAGCGUCGAGUACGAGCUGCCGAGCCAGGCGAAGCCGCCGCCCGGCGGCGGCGAGCCCCUCCUCAUGAUCCAUCCGUGCUACUAUCGACGUGCCGAGCGUGAGAGGAGGAGCCCCUUCGUCAAUAAUCUACCGCCGCCACCGGCGCCAGCAACGGCUCCCAUGUCCGCCUCCCGCAGGAGCGGUCGCAGGAGCGCCGCGACGGCAGCGUCCGUCGCUGCCGCCGGCGCCGCCGCUGUAACAGUAGCCACCGCGGCAGUCGCAAUCGCUGCGACACCUUCAUCCACGACGGCGGCAGUCGUGCCGCCAUCGAACAAUAACAGCAACAUCGUGCCUACGUCCGCCGUGUCGCCGCCUCGGACAUCUAUCGCUUCAUCCUCCGUUGCUGCGGCUGUAGUCGCAGCCACAGACACCGGGAACAGUGGUCCACUGUCCACUCUCACCAUGGCAUCAUAUCGCGCGGCGCUCAAUGUCGCGGCCACAUUAUCUCAGCAGCAGCAGCAGUCUCAGAGGCGACAUCAUCUCCAGCAACAACAGCAGCAGCAGCAGCAGCAGCAAUCGAGUCAUCACCAUCAUCAUCAUCACCACAGGAAUCAUCAUGCACACCAUCAUCAUCAGCCGCAGCAGCCGCAACAGCAACAUCACAGCCAACAGCAACCACAACAACGACCCGUGACACCAAAGCUUUCCGGUAGCGCCGACCUCAUUUCCGCCGAUGAGAAGGCAGUCAUAUCAGGUAUUUAUCAGCAUUACUUCCGCACGAUGCGCGCCCACAAUCAUCAGCAUCGUCAGCAGCAGCAGCAGCAGCAGCAACACCGUACCACUACCACCCAUCAGCUUCAUCAUCAACCUCACCAAAGCGACCACAGUUCCUCUUCUUCGUCAUCGGUCACGUCACCGACGUCCGCGUCGAUUUCCGGUAUCUUGCGGCAAACGUAUCAGCAAGCGUAUAGCAAUAGCGCGGCCACGAACUCGAGCACGAGCUCGAGCAGCCAUCACCGCAUCGCCACGGCGAUCGCCCAUCAUCCCUACAGGCGACCGUCGACGACGUUGCUGUCGCGGGCGGCCUCGCAUCUCGGUCAGCAGGCCUCCUCAUCCUCUUCUUCCUCGUCGUCGUCGUCCUCUUCCUCUUCCUCCACCUCGUCUAUCUUCGGUGCUUCCAAUAGCGUCUCGGCCGCGGCCGGCGUUUACGCAAACACACUACACAGGCAUACAACUUCCCUGCAUGCCCUACAGGCCGCCGCCAGUUUUUACGAGACGCCGAGCUAUCACGCCCUCCUACCCCAAAGUUAGACGACAGCCAGGAGCUCGGGUGGUCUCACGGUAUUGCGCGUCCACGCGUGAAACGGCAACGGCGAUCGCCGGCCGUGCCGAUUGCGGGCAUCUCAGCGAACGCGAAUCGAGUCGAGGUGUCGAGAGUCGAGCUCCGCUAGGCGGAUCGUGCUUCUUUAAAUUUCUCGUGCCUAUUUCGAGGUUCUUUAUCAAGUUUACUCGACAGAAAUCGCAUGAUGUAGAGGAGGCAAGGGCGUAGACCUUUGACGCUGUUGUAUGUCGGUUAAGAGUUCAGAGAAUAUUAGCGAUUUUCAGAUGACUUUACUUGACGUCUUAAUCACGUUAGUUCAUAAGGCGCGGUUCAUAAUAGACAUGUGCAUUAAAAGCGAAGAUGAUCUCGAUCCCUGAACGCUCAUCACUGCUCUCGUUGUCGGCUGUCGUUGCAUCGUGAACAAUGAAUAUAUUUCUACGUAAUAGAGAUUACCUAUAAACUUUUACUUCACGUUUAAUUCACGAGGAAUGAUGCAAUCGCGAUAUGUAAUGAUCGGCCCGAGCUGCGCAAUGUUCUAUUUUUUUUCCCUCUCAUUUUUCAAAGUUUUGUACGAUAUGAAACUGAUCGCCUCGAAAACCGGCAAUUUAUAGCCAUUGUCCUGGCGAUUUCGCGAUUCUAUUGUUCCGUUUAAAUAGCGAAAAGAGGGAGCUCCGUCAUUAUCGGAAUCGGCGAGGGUCUUUAUUAUGUGCAGCUUCCAUUCGUCUCGGAGCUAUUCCUACGCGCGCAAGCCGCACAGUUCGCGAAAAGCUCGCUCGGGGAGGGGGAUUUGCGUGAACGUCACGUAGACAAUACAUGCGGAGCACGCAUGGAGUAACUUCACGCGAAUAUAGCCAUGAAUAGGGAAGAGUUCCGUGCUCCACAUAUUCGUUGCGCGUCAUACGAAACGCCAAAACGAAGACGAUCUCUCCGCCAAAAAUACACCGCGAUAGCCUUUUGUGUGGAAAGAGCUCGGCAAUUCGCAAGAACCAUGCUGAAGGCACAUGAAGGGCCUCUCUCGCGCGUGGUCGACAAUCUAAAGCAAUUUCCCGCGGUGCCAUCCGACCGGGACCCUAACUAACCCAGGCUAUGACGUAGAUAAAACGGACGUCGUUGGCCGCGAUGCGCGUCGCUCGGCGCUCGUUUUUACAAGCGCAGUCCCCUUUUUUAACAUCCGCUCGUCGAGGAAGCUACGUGCUAAGCGACAGUUCGGACGUUCCGCGCGCGUGCAGACGCGAUUUAGAUUACCCAACCCCCUCUCGUUCGGAACUCUCGACGGAGAAAGAGAGAAAGAGAGAGAGAGUCGAGCAUUCUUCUCUCUCCGUUCCCCAUCGCGAAUGGAAGAACGGGCAGAAUGAAAAUUCGCAGGCGCAUUCGCGAUGAGAAUAGCUUAAACGGCGGACGCCUUUAUUCCACGUUAAGACGCGCGGAACUACACCGGAUUAUAAUCUGGACGGUGCUGCUCGCUCGCUCGCUCGUCGGUGUGAGUCCACCUUAAUCCGGAGAGAACCCGCACCCGCUAUCUCUCUUUUGCUCCCUCAGUCUGUCUCUUUCGCUCUCGCUCUCUCUCUCUCUCUGUUUUGUGCGACUUAUCAUCUCGAUCGUUAAAAGUGCAUGCGGGUGGGUCUAUAGCGCGCAUAGUCGGCACAUAGGGUACAUCUGUCUCCCCGUGCGCAUACACGGCGUCCCGAAAAUACGGCUAAAAAACUCCGAAAAAUUUGAGCGAGCCGGCUCAAUUGAUUGUUUAAAUCAUUAGUUUAAAUUAUCAUGUUUUUUGCAUAGUAAUGUAUUGUAUUGUAAUGUGUUUUUUGUAAUGUUAUUUGUUAAAAAACAAAUUAAAUUUAUUUAAAGGAAGUAUUCCAAGGAAAGCUCUUGAGUUGUAGUAUAAAACUGAAUGCGCGUUACGGAAAACGUUAAAGAAAGCGAGAGUGAUUUCGACUUCCUCAUUCUCAUUCGAGAUUUAGGUUUAUGAAAGGAACUUUAUCGAACGUGAGUUAGCCACGAGUUGACGUUUCGCUGAGCCGAGGUCUUCCGAGUCGAGCCAAAAUCUUUCCACGGGCGUCCACUUGAAGCUGAUCAAACGUGCUGCGUAAUGCGUUUACCGACGUCCGACGCCAUCAGAUAGUCAUCCCGAGCUUCAACCCUCCAAAGUGGCUCGGAGUCGAGAGAAGGCGACCUCGUCUCUCUCUCCUCUUCUUCGCGGUUGCCGUUCUUCUCCGCCCUCAGUUUUCUCUUCCACUUCGCUCUUCCAGAGUGGCCGCCGCGAUUCGGAGAAACGUCAAGUUGCACGGGACACCCUGUAUACCGGCGUCGCCGACACAACGAUCGUACGUGCUGCGUUCGUUGUUUGACGGUGAGCGGGUGGCCGGACGGACGGGUACCGAAUAAACACACGUCGUGUGCAUACGCACGCACCACACACACGUGCACGCACACGUGGUGGGCCUGACGGAUGGUCGAAGGCGCAGGGAGGAAAGGACAGUUGAAAUGGUCGUGGUUUGUGUGGGCACGUUAGAGCGCCGUUCCAUCCACCUGCAAUGAGCGCGACUUCAGGUAGAAGAGAAAGAAAUCCUUCGGUUUGCUUAGGUUGCCGCAUUAGCAUCCGCCGCGUUCUGACCAGCGCGUUUUCGGGCCCCUCGAAGAGACUCUCGUGAGAGAUGUCGUUCUCUCCGCCUCGCCUCCUGCCUCAUCUCUCUCCCCCCUACCCAUUCCCCAUUCGUUCGCUCGCUUGCUCGCUCCUCCAUUAUUCAGGAUCCUCCAGGAGGAUGGAGGACGUCGCCGGUUCUUGAGGGAUGGACAGCGCGCGUUUGGUUUCGGGGCACUCUGGUUUCACCGCACGGUCCCCCUCCUCCUCCGCGACACCUCGCGAGCUCGCCAUCCCAGAGAGGGUCACGAAUCUUUGAUCCGCAGCAUCACACUCAGGAUGUGCCUCGUGCGGCCGAGCUCGUUCCAUCCUCAAAGUGUGGAAAACGCAUUACGAAGCCUCCACUUCGCUUCCACCACAAAGACAGAAGCGAGCUACGCCAGAUCGCUUUCUGAUCCUCGGAUCCCCGAUUACGCGUAUCCCCGCAACCGCGGAUCUCUGUGUGGGUAGAGUUCCGUGGAGCCGCAGAUUCUUACGUCCAGAAGACGUUACGUGUAGAAGACGCGUCGGAUGUCGACCGCACGUAGUAGAGACGACCGAUUGAAAGAGCGCGAGAGACAGAGGGAAAAAAGGGGCUCCCUUCAUUUGCCUCGUGCACCAUAAAUCUCGCAACAUGCCGGCUCUUCCCUAGGAAAAGAUGUAAUUUUCAAGAUACGUCCUUUUAUUUAGACAACUAACUUUUAUCGUACGAGUUGCGGAACAGUCUUUGCUGAAUGAGUAAAAUCACUCGGCCUUGUAGAAGAAUAUGCAUUGUCAAAAGGUACGGCAGCAUCCAAUUUAAAGAUACCUGACUUCUUUCGCAGAAUGAUCUUUGGCAUACACAUUUACUCGUUCAACAAAGCUUGCAGAAAAAAUCCAGCUAUUCUUGCUUAAAAUAUAUUGCUUUACCAUUUUGUUGAAGAUAAUGCCGAACCUUUCCGGAGAAGGUGCGUGUACCGACUCGAGUAUUUCGCCCCAUGUCUUUAGACAAAUCGCUCGUAGAUCCAAACUUCCGGGGAAGAUGAUAAGGGCCCAUAUAGAGAUCACAUUGUCGUAUGAUGAGAUCAAUUCGAAUUCGUAAUUCGGCUCGAGGGCGGGCCGAUCGUCAUUCGCCUUUGCAUCUUACCCCUCGUCGGAUACAUUAGCCUCGUGAUUCAUUGUCUGGAUAAUGACUUUUCGCAGAUCAGCCCAUCUGCGAUGGAUUUCUCUGAGUUUUCAGGUAUACAAUCAGGUCGUUUAUUUAGGUCUCGUGCGGUAUUUUUCUCGUCUCGCUCUCGCGCGCGAGAGAGAAGGAGGGAGGUCGAUCUCUUUCGAAUUCCUUCGUCUCCAUUAUUCAGCGUUUUCAGCCGACUUGACUGCGACGCGAUCGAAUCGAACGCGAUGUUGUUCGACGGCAACGAAAAUCGAUGCCGCGAUGACGCGAUCGACGCAUGAAUGAUAAGCAUCCUCGUUCCUCUUCGUCUUGCUAGUGAUAGCGCGACCGAUCGUUUUUACUGCUGACUGGAAUUUCACCUCGUCAUAAAAAGAUUCUUCCGACAAUUUUGUUAUUCACAGGAUUUGCAGUGAUUGUAAAGUGAUAUGUAAUAUUAUAGAACCAUAAAGAAUGCAUAUUAGGUGUGCAAAUUAAUUCGAUGCUUUUUUUUUGAAGAAUUAAGUCUUUAUUUACUAUCUGUUUUUCAAGAGGAGAUUCGUCAACCCGAUACAAAAAGAAAAGUAUUAGAAGAUGAUGGCAAAUAUUUAAAAUAUUGACACGUUUAUUAUUUUUCUAAUAAAGACUUAAUUUCAAUAGAAUUCAACAGAAGCGCCGAAUUAAUUUGUGCAUCUAAUACUUUUUCUUGUUUCAAUAUAUAUUGCAUUAUGUUAUACGAGACACAUUGUCAAUUGUCGGCUGAAUAUACUGGGAACGGUGCAAACUUACGUACGACUCAUGGAGGAACUAUGACAAGUACCCAGUUCAUCGAGGGAUACAAAUAGUCGAACAUUUCGCAGACCCUUCUUGGUCGCGCGCUACAGUUAAUUAUGCGAGUUCCGGAAUUAUCUCUCUUCUCCCGCGGGAAAGAUAUAAUCCGAGGUUUAACCCUACCAGGACCGAGAUCUGAUGUGUAACAUAGCGAAUUGAGGGGGGUGGGACUCAUUUAUCAUCCGAAAUUCGGGAAUUAGUCGCGAAAACAUCAGUUUGCCUCCAAGUUAGGCGACGCCGAUCCGUCGUGGAAAUUAAAGACGAUUCUGCCGAACAUUUCAUAUAACAGAACGCAUUUGUGUCAGUCAUUGAGCGGAGAAUUCGUAAUAAGUGCUUGGUCAAUUUCGUCUUGACCCCUUAUAAAUAACAGACGUUCGUCCCACACACACACACACACGGACACUUAUCCGAAUAUAUAAAUUAAAUAGCCAACCUCGGCUCACGCAGCGAAAAGAAAAACGCGGUGAGACAAAUCGUGAAGCAAAGAGUCGGAGCGAAAGAGAAGGAAGAAGGCACCAGAUGACGGAGCAAUUCGGAAAUUCGGACCUCAAGGAUCGUUAGGGAUCGAGCGAUUCCUCCUCCUUCGGAGAGCACUCGCGAGUGCUGUUGGGCGCGAGGAGGGCGGGGCAAAGGGCUGGAGCACGAAAUUGUCGUGGCGUAAUUAAGCGACGACGGGCGACGGCGACGCAGGCAAAAACGACGCCGGCGUUUACUCGAGAUCGAGAUAGCAGCCCCGCACAGCGUACUUAAAACAGCAAUUAAAAGCUCGUUACUCACGCGCAUCUAUUAAUUAUUCGAGGAAACGGUCUUUUCUCGUGCCGCCCCCGCCUUCCGGGCGUAUCAACUGUGGGGCAUCAACUUUUGGAAAAAUCACUUUCCACCAUCGUGGAAGGUGACCUCCUUGCGGGGUUGCGCAAGGCACCCUCCCUUCCCCUUCUUCGAGAAGUGCACGGCUGAUGACCCGAGAGGUCGAUGACGGCGGUGGUCGUUCUUUCAUUACGACGUGAGGAUUUAUCUCCCGCUUCGCGGGAGGGUCGUGGUGGCGACGGGGGACGGGGAAAGGGGGGCGGGAUGAGCCAGGAGGGCUCGAGCCGGGGGGCAGGAUCGUUUUUCGGGAUUCUUUUGUCGUUUCUGUCCCAGAUCGCUCGUGAAGGCGACUGGUUUUAGGUUCUGUCGGAUCAGACGUGCGAGCUGGCCAUCGCUGUUUGCUGGCCGCUUAACGCCGUAACAGGUUUCCGUAACGCGAAGACUCUCGAAUGUUCCAACAUAGUUACAUAGCCGUGGCCGUUAACGCGGUCACCCCGCUCGCUAAACGACUUAACACGUGACUGACAAUCAUCUUAACAGCGAGCGCCCGAACUCCGCUCGUCGGAGCUUCUUCUUUGUUUUUUUCCUUGCCUGGUCGUUCGUCGUCGGGGCACAAAGAGACGCUCUUGCUGAUCUACGAGAGUAAUCCACGAAGGGUCUGAAGUACGGUCCACAUUGCCGAGCCGAACUUGCCUUUGCUCGGUUCUCAAAGUCGGACCUUCUUGCGAUUUAAAUUGAAGGUGCGUUCAAGAUAAUUGUUAAACGAGAGAGACAAUACUCACGGCACGCACUCUACGACAAUUUAAACGCGCGAUCGGUUUGCAACAAAAAUCGGUAAUCUGACCCAUACUUAAUGAAAUUUAACGAACGAUGUUCGAACGCUGUCAGAAGCGCAGGAAGGUACGUUACUCGCAAACGUCAUCUACAGAAGUUGCAACAGCAGAAAGAAAUUUUUUAUUCCACCUGAUGAGAGGCGGGUAGGGGAGGGCGGAAUUACCGUGGCGCCCGCAGUCGCAAUUUCACCUCUUUCCGCAAUGUUUUCCGCCGCCAGCACUCUUUUUUUCGCAGUUCCCGUGUCGCGGUGGUCACGCACAGGAAGCGGAGACCGGCCGUGUCGCGUCAUAGUCAUCGUCGUGGUCAUUCUAUCUAUCCGUUUCUCUAUCUCCCUCGCUCUUUCUGUAUCCGCCCCUUUUUCCCCCUCGCUGUCCCUCGCAGCGACUCUCCCUCUCUCUCUCUUUGUCUCUCCGUUUCUCCUCUGUUCUCGCUCUCUCCGUCUCGCGUUCUCCUCGGUAUGGUGCAUCUCUAGAAAUCCGAGCGACGUUCGAGCCGGCUCGGGUUUCGUCUUUUUUGCCCUGCGCCCGCCCUUUUCAAAGCGCGCGCUCAAGGAGAAACGGACGUCAGAGAGAGAGAGAGAGAGAGAGAAAGACCGUAUUUCGUUCGUUACACGGUAACGAUCGAUCAACGUGACCGCACGACCGCACCGAGCCGAGGCAAGAGUGCUCGUGAUCGGCGCGGGGGCCGGCCCAUAGAGGGCGAGGGGGCGCGGUCGAGAUGGGGAUCCGUUGCCCUUCUUCCCCUGUGGCUUCCCGGAUCCUCCCUUUUCCGAACGCGCCUGAAUUUUCGAAAUAUUUCGGCUGGGCAAACCCCGCCGCUCGAAAUCCGUCGCCAUCGGGAAAAUUUCGGAUAACGAUCUCUUCGUGAACACUUGACCCCCAUGAAACGCUCGUUCCGUGUCCAAACGAGACAUUCGCGUUAUAAAUCACAGGCUUGCUUCGACGAGAGAGCGAGAGAGCGUAAUUACCGUUGACGGCUUCGACGGCAUAGAGAGAAUUAGGUACUUCAGCACAUCGUUAUUUACUGGUAAUGCGCAAUUAUGAAGCCGGGAAGUGUACGCGGAUUUGGUGAUUUUGCGAUAGAUUUCGCGUCGUUUUAAAAUCUAAAAAAUACAUGUAAUCUCUCCAUUUCUCUUUCUCUCGCGUGCACGAAGCUAAGAUUGAUAGUGUACAAAGCGACAACGCAUUCAUUUUACGAUCUAUAAUAAUUCUCAGGGAAAAACGUUGCGCGCGCGCGCUCAUUGCGGCCCGUCGGCGGCCGAAAAGCGUUUAUUUAAUCGCCUCAGGCGUAUAUUUCAAAAAGUCAUUAGCACUCGCGCGUUUCGCAGAAAGGGCCGUCGGAUUUAACCGCGUCGGUAUACCUACCUACCGUAAUUUCCCUCGCGCCCAGCCUCCGAACCCCGUGAAAAAUGCGCGCCGCGCGGAAGGAGGAUCGACGAGGAAUUUCGACGGCACAAUGGCCCGGCUUGCCGGGAGUAAUUCGCGAUCGGCGGCCGCUAUAUGGAGGGAAAGGCGUCUGGGGAAACGGCGAGAGAGAGAGAGAGAGAGAGAGAGAGAGAGCAUUUACGCACGGGGAAAAAAUCUAGGAAAAUGAAUAUUUUCUUUCGAGCGUGAUUCUUGCCGAAAACCCGUGCGCUGAUUUCCGAUUAUUAUUCCGAACGUGGCUGCUCCCGUUCGCUGGGGAAAAAAAUGCCGUCGCGCAGUUUAAUAUAAGGACACCGAUUCUUCGUUGCCCCGCUCGUGUUAUUUCAACCAUGUUUCCCUUUGAAGCGCGAGUGCACGUUUCUCUCUCUCUCUCGAAAUUUAUAUCGAAACGCAAAAACAUUUUGACGGUGAGGCGUCACUGCGGCAUCGAUUAAAAAAGAAGGAAAAGCAAAUUGAAAGAAUCGAAAAAUAAUAUUAUUCUUCGGGGGGAAACAAAGCAGAGAGGCACUCACGCUCGAUAUGUCCACGCGUUAUCGGGAAACGCUCUGUAUUUAACGAUGAUAAUAACGAUAAUUUAUGUUGGAUUAGAGAAAGAGAAUUUUCCCGUUAGUUUUCCGUUGAGACAUGACUCUUAGGUAAUAUUUCCUCAAAGUAGCAUAUUCGGAACAACGUUUUCUUCGGAUUGGACAUGUAUUCUAGAACCAAGCACUCGUUUUCAAAGCGCUUUGAAAUUGUUAACAGCAAAGUCCAUGUCCUUCCGGAAAACCCUUGUUGGGAGAAAGCAGCCUUAUUGGAGAAGAGGAAAGGAGAUGGUGUGGCAGCCUCGUGCUUAAUUUUCGUCGAUCGUCGAGCGGUGGAAUUUUUUUCAUCCGCGCGGCUUUUCGUUCCUCGAUUAUGGGCGACAUCGCAUUCCGCUGAUGCUGACCAAUUUUUGUCGGUCGCCCGGGAAUCCCGGGGCGCCUUUACCUUCACGUGCUUCGGGGCUGCAUAGGAAAAAAAAUUUGCUUCGAUGACGACGGUGGAGGCGGCAGCGGCGCGGAAUUUCCGGGGGAGCGAGCUCGGUUUUAUCUAUCGCUCGAAUUAUUGACGGGAUGUGAGGGAAGCAAGCGAGAGGGGAGAGCGGCAGGGGAGGAGGAGAGAUAUACAGGGUGUCCGGAACCGUGCGAGCGCACGCAGAUGACGGGCGGAAUUAUUUCGCAAUUAUACGCGCGCGGAAGUACGACGCGUCGUCGCCAUUAAUCACGCAGUUGAUACCUUCGGAACGGAACGAACGAGACCGUAAAAAACACCGCCGAUGCGCGGUAUCGUUUAAAUUAAUGAUUAUUUACGCCACGUCGCAAUCGACAUCGGUUUUCUCAUUUGGCCGCGCGGCCAAUCCGAUCUACUUUGCAUCAAAAUCGAGGCCCGCGCGAAAGAAUCUCGAACCGCGAUUGAUUAGAUUGGACCAAUUCGCCACUCGCUCUUCUCUCCACUCCUUUCUCGCGGUAGUUCUUCCUUCAUUUCCCAGUAGAUUCGUGGCGAAUAAUUCGUUCCGCUCGCGCGGGAAAGUCGUUCGUUUCUCGAGAAAAUACCCGCGAUUGCCAUCUAGGUGUUUCGCGGAGCAAUUUCCGGGACCGGUCGUUCCGAUACCGCCCCACCGAGGCCCCGCCUCGAUAUUGCCGGUAUUUGAGGAAGUCGAUUUUUUUACGCGGCGAACCGACCGACAGCCGCCGAAGUUAUUACGAUCCACGUCCCUUCGGGACACGGCUGACUCGUGCACGGGGAGCUGUAUCACGUUGUUACAUACCGGGGUCAUCCGCGGAAGCCGUCGUCUUUAAAAAAA
This is a messenger RNA of Ooceraea biroi (clonal raider ant), 11939 nucleotides long. RefSeq lists its product as uncharacterized. Lineage: Eukaryota; Metazoa; Arthropoda; Insecta; Hymenoptera; Formicidae. The record is from RefSeq and is a predicted model, not a curated record.